AGAAAUAAAGAUGUAUCUAAUUCAAAUAUUAUUUAUAAUUCUUAUUAGUGUUUUUUCAUUUUUAAUGGGUUUCUCAAUCAAUAAUACAUAUGUUGAUAAUGGUUGGAGAGCGAAUAGAAAUUACCCAUGGUUAGCAAGAAUACUCCUUGAUUAUAGUCAAGAGACUGGGCCUUGGGAGAGUUGUGAAGGAAGUUUAAUUGCAUCAAAUUGGAUUUUAACGGCGAGGCAUUGUGGAAUUUACAAUCUUGAAUUAAAGAGUGAAAAUAUUAUGGUAAGCAUUGGUGGCAACCACGAUUUUAGAAAUGGGGAGUUUAUAAGAGUCUCUGAAUAUUUAUUAUAUCCACAAAUAGACGCAAGAUAUAAUACUGGUAUAAAUAUAGCUCUAUUAAAAUUAGAACACGCUCCUAAAGGCUAUAAUCCAAUACGAAUACAAUAUACAGAUCGCAGUUAUGAUGGUGAGACUGUCACAGCUUAUGGUUGGGAAGGCGAAAGAGUGGGAAAGAAUUUAUCCGAUAAUUUACGAGUUCUUCGUUUAAAAGUAGUUACUUCAGAUACCAACGGCUUUUGUGAUGGUGAUAAUUUAUGUAUUGAUUUGGAUGCAAACAAUCAAUUUAGUUUUAUACUCAACAAUGGCGGGCCAAUGACGAUGGAGAUUAACGGAGUUGAAACUUUGAUUGGAAUAGCUCACACUAGUCAAAGAGUACACUUACACAAGAAUGGAAUAUCACAAAAAUUUUACUAUUCCGUCUAUAUCAAACUUAGUUAUCAACCCUAUGCUAACUGGAUAGAAAAUACAAUAAGAAAAUAAAAAUUUUUAUAAUGUAUUUUAAUGCCAUCUAAUUCGGGUGCUAGAGGAAUAGAAUUAAGUAUACAAUUAUAGAUCGCCUGGUCCAAUUUAACAUAAAAUUUGAGGUAGGGGCAAGUGCUACGUAUUAUGAU
This is a messenger RNA of Chrysoperla carnea, 939 nucleotides long. RefSeq names its product chymotrypsin-like elastase family member 2B. Gene Ontology annotation, molecular function: serine-type endopeptidase activity. The transcript has 3 exons. The record is from RefSeq and is a predicted model, not a curated record. Bases 11 to 808 code for a protein of 265 amino acids. Lineage: Eukaryota; Metazoa; Arthropoda; Insecta; Neuroptera; Chrysopidae. Gene Ontology annotation, biological process: proteolysis.